Messenger RNA from Dermacentor silvarum, 6935 nucleotides. Its product is annotated as sushi, von Willebrand factor type A, EGF and pentraxin domain-containing protein 1-like. Gene Ontology annotation, biological process: Notch signaling pathway. The transcript is spliced from 34 exons. Lineage: Eukaryota; Metazoa; Arthropoda; Arachnida; Ixodida; Ixodidae. The coding region runs from base 226 to 6405 and encodes 2059 amino acids. Gene Ontology annotation, molecular function: Notch binding; calcium ion binding. The record is from RefSeq and is a predicted model, not a curated record.
UACAGUGAACAACAAGCGUGUUUGUUGCGUGGAGGUGGCAUUAUUUAGCAAACGAUAGGCGGCGCUCUUACGAGGUGAGUUGUUCAAGUGCAAUUCGUGGGGCACACUGUAAUCACUUGGCCAAAUUGCGAUAAGACGAACCAGAUCCUCCACGCUGUACCGAACAGUCAGCCCAGUGCGCGGUUAUAAAAGACCUCCGCUGCAUCGGGCAGAAAGAGCUUCGCGAUGCGUGGCGUGGCGCACUUCGUAGCUGUGCUUCUCGUUUCAGUAUACCCGGUGCUCUUGCACGGUCUCAAUCUCACUCGGGAACUCCAAGAUUUCGUGAGCACCCUAGAAAAGUAUGCCAAGCAGAAGAACGACAUCGUGUUUGUGCUCGAUGAGUCUGGCAGCAUCGGGGCAGAAAACUUCCCGGCGGAGCGGACUUUCACCGAACUGAUGGCGCGCUUUCUGGUGGUGUCGGAGGACUUCUCGCGGCUCACGGUGAUCACCUUCUCCAAUGACAACUUCAAGCACAUCGACCAAAUCGCCGACGGCGGCAACAUGUGCGGCUUCGUGCAGCAGGUGAACCAGAUCCCGUACCGCACAGGCGGCACGAGGACCAAAGAGGCGCUGCAGUAUGCCAGCAGUCUGCUACGCAACGGCCGGACGAAUGCCAAUCGUAUAAUCGUUCUCAUAUCGGACGGGCAGGCGAAUAGCGGCUCCGAGCCAAACUACGUUGCCAGCGUCCUCAAGUCCCAGGGCAUCACAAUAUUCGCAGUGGGUGUCGCUGGUAUCAACAAGGAUGAGCUCGAAGCUGUCGCGACGUCGCAGAAGCACAUCUACAUGCUCCGAGACUUUGCGUACAUCAAACAAGUGAACAACGACCUUCGGACAGACAUCCAUGAGAGCCAGUGGGACGCUGUCGCCGUCCAGGAGUGUCUCCGUGAGAGCGGUCAGUGCGACUCCAACGCCAUCUGUGCGUGCGGUGCCCAGGGGGGAACCCACCGCUGCGUCUGCAAGCAAGGCUACGAAGGAGGCGGCACACUGGGCAACUGCCAGCGUUGCGGCCGCGGCACGUACAAGGAGCGCGCCGGCUCUUACAACUGCAAGCCGUGCCCGCCCAACUCGACCACCAGCGGCGAGGGCUCCACGGCUGAGGCCCAAUGCUCCUGCAUUCCAGGCUACGAGGGCGAUCCCGGAGGUCACGUGCCAUGUCGCCCCAUCAAGUGCGCCCCACUCUCGGACCCGACCGGCGGAAGCACCAUUCCGCGCAAGUGCGGUAACAGCUUCGGAGACCAGUGCCACUUUCUGUGCAAAGAAGGACACUGCCCCUACCAGUGCGACCGGGCCAUGCUGGCCGCUGGCGACCUGCCCUGGAACCGCGUGGCCAAAGAACCCCGCAUCUGCCAGGCAGACAAGACCUGGUCCGGGCCGGAGUUCUUCUGCGAGAAGGUGCGCUGUCCAGCCCUUCAGCCUCCGGCCAAUGGCGCUCUCAAUUGCUCAAGCACCACACUCGAAUUCGGCACCACGUGCACACCGAGCUGCAACCUGGGGUACAACAUCACAGGUGGUGACCCCUACCUGACAUGCUCCGUUCGCGGCAGCUGGAAUGGCCAGAUGCCCGUGUGCAAAGUUGUCGAGUGUCAAGCCCUCAAAGUAAACGACAAGCUCCAAGUCAGCCCCGGUAACUGCAAGAAGCGACCAUCGGCUUACGACUUUCUAUGCCAGUACCACUGCAAGGAAGGCUGGGCCCUGGUUGACAGGGACACCAAGAAGCCAGUCGACGGAGUGCGCAAAUGCUUAGCAGACGGGACAUGGCUGAACGCUAAGCAAAAGAUAACAUGCCAAGAUGCGCAAAAGCCUACGAUUGUGAACUGCCCUCAAGACAUGACGGUCUACAAUGCCCCGCGGAGCCCGUUCUCCGGUCCAGUGGAGUGGACAGAACCUGCGUCCACCGACAAUUCCGGCUCGUCCACCGUGAAGCUCGUGUUCCCGCUCGAAAUCACGACGCUGCCGCACGAGUUCCCGAUAGGAGAGCACGACAUUCGAUACGUUGCCACGGACGCUGAGGGUCUCGCGUCGGACCCGUGCGCGUUCAAGGUGUUCGUGAUUGAUGUAGAAGAGCCAAUGGUCACCUUCUGUCCGGACAACAUUUUAACGGUGUCUGGAACGCGUGAAACUAACGUCACUUGGGAAGAACCAAAAUUCCUGGACUACGGGCCCGGAGAGCUGAAGGUCGUCGCUGACAGAGAACCAGGUAGCGCUUUCAGCUGGGGACCGCCAAGCACUGUCACGUACCAGGCGACGGACGCAUCCGAGAACGCCGCGACCUGCUCAUUCCAGGUUAUUGUGAAACCUUACAAGUGCCCUUAUGUCCCACCGCCGAAACACGGCUUCGUGACGUGCGACUCGGAGACUGAGCGUCAAUUCUGCAGUGUUUACUGCGAUCAAGGCUACGAGUUCGUCUUCAAGCCAGAAGCUCUCUAUCGAUGCAAGCAGACAAAACAGGGAGGACACUGGAGCACUUUCUCGAGAAAACAGAAAUUGAAAUUCCCAUGGCCAGAUUGUGCGGUUUCGUCAAGGAGCAAGAAGACAGACUUUACCGUAGAUUUCAAGUUUGCUACAAACUCCUGCCAAAUAAGCGAAAAGCGCAAGGCUGAGCUGAAGAAAAGGUUCUUCGAAAAGUUGUCCAAGCAGCUAGCGCGGUUCCCUGGGAUGUGCGAAGCCAGCCGGGGCUGCACGGUCGACAACGUGGACAUUGCGUGCGACGCCAAGAAGCCGCUGGACAAUGUCCCCAGAGUGCAGAGGAGGGACACCGGCGUCCGCGUCGCCAGGAGCCAGUCCGACGACGAGUUCGACCUCAAGAUCUCCUUCAGGAUUCCUUUUGAUGGCGACUUUAAUGCAACGCACUUGGUGGAAACUUGCCAGCAAUGCAAGAACGCCAGCCUUUUUCACCCGAGCACAGCUGAAGAAGCGGCACUUACAGAGAUUCUAGAGGAAGCAUCGAUGGAAGCUGUGAAUAGCACCGUGGCCGAACUGCUGCCGGAGGCCUUCCUCGUGGAAUCAACGCACUCAAUAAAAUCUGUUUGCGGAAGAGGCCAGGUCUCCAAUGGACUUUUGUGCGUGAACUGCCCCGUGGGGACCUUCUACGGCAACGAGCCGAGCUGCACGCCGUGCCCAAUAGGAACGUACUCCGACCGGGAAGCAGCCGACUCGUGCGUUCCCUGCCCGGCCAACAAGACAACUCUUACGGAAAAGGCGAGCUCUGAAUCUGAAUGCCGAGCGCUCUGCAAGCCUGGGACCUGGUCCACAACCGGCAAAGAGCCGUGCAUUGCAUGCGGUACGGAUGCUUACCAGGACCAGAACGGCCAGACAUCGUGCAAGAAAUGCCCAGCCGGCUUGUCGACAGGGCAAUGGAGUGCCGACUCUUCCACGUCCUGCAGAGAUAUCUGCGAUGCUGGAACGUACUCUAAAAACGGACUCAAGCCCUGCACCGCCUGCCCCAUUGGCCAUUAUCAACCCGGUAGAAACCAAAUUGCCUGCAUUGCAUGCGACGCCGGACUCAGUACGCAAGCCACCGGCGCCAUCAGCAAGUCCGACUGCGUGGCGCCGGACCAUUGCAAGCGGCUGCUGCCGUGCGCCAAUGGGUCGACGUGCGUGGACGAGCCGAGCGGCUACCGGUGCUUGUGCCCCGCCGGUCUGAGCGGCCCCCGCUGCGAGCUGGACGCGGACGACUGCGCGCCGGGCUUGUGCCAGAACGGCGCCACGUGCAUCGACGGCCGGGACUCGUUCAGCUGCCUCUGCCCGCCGGGAUACGCGGGCAGCUCGUGCGAGAUCGACGAAGACGACUGCGCUUCCGCUCCCUGCCUGAACGGCGCCACGUGCAUCGAUGGCGUCAACGAGUUCAGCUGCCAGUGCGCCAGGGGCUUCACUGGCAAGCGUUGCGAGGCGGCCUUCCACGAUUGCGCCAUGAUGCCCUGCCGAAACGGUGGAUCUUGCUUCGAGAGCUUCGCGACCUCGCAGGGCUUCCGCUGCUGCUGCCCGAAGGGUUUCGCGGGCGAGAGGUGCGAGGUGGUGCGGCGCGCCUGCUCGCCCAACCCGUGCGCCAACAACGGCACGUGCGUCGUCACCAGGGACGACACCUUCGAGUGCGCCUGCGCGCCAGGCUACGAGGGCGACCUGUGUGAGCGAGACGUGGACGAGUGUGCCUCGCAGCCGUGCCUCAACGGCGGCACCUGCAUGGACGGCCGCCACUCGUUCACCUGCAGCUGCAGCGGACUCUACGAGGGCGCCACGUGCGCCGCCGUACGUUCGUCGCAGUUCUACCUGCACUUCCGGAACGCGUCCGUGCUGAACUUCGCCAUGCUUCCGGUGCAUCGUGCCCUGCGCGCCCUCACGCUGUCCUUCUACAUGAAGACCUCGCAGGUCAAGGAGCGUGGCACCGUGGUCUCCUACGCGUUCGUCGACCCGCGCACCAAGAAGCUCCAAGACAACGCGCUCACCAUCUCGGACCCCAACCAGCUACUGCUGUACAUGUUCGGCGAGAGCUACGACACACAGACCGUGGCCAACGAUGGCCAGUGGCAUCACUGCGCGGUCACGUGGGACGGUGCGGACGGCCACUGGGUCUUCUACUGGGACCAGCGGGUGACUGGUGCACAGGACACCAGUGCGGCCGGCGAGUAUCUCUUCGCCGGUGUGCUGGUUCUGGGUCAGGACCAAGAUGACCUUGGCAGUGACUUCAACGGCAUCGAGGCCUACUCAGGACACGUGGCAGAGCUCAAUUUGUGGGAUUACGCCAUGUCUCCUGACGAGGUGAAGGAACUCUCCCUAACAUGCGGUCUAGCGGGCAACGUCGUCGCCUGGCCCGAACUUCGCCAAGUCGCCAGCAGUGGCCUCGUCAUUGAUGACCACGCAGAGCCGUGCAAAACUACCUCUAGCAGCGUGGAUGUUUCGUGCCACAGUGCCUCAAGCUCCUUCGAAAGCCGUACACGCUGUUCCCGAAGGGUGCCACCGUGCAACACGUCCCCAUGCCAGAACGAUCAGCCGUGUAUCGAGAAUGAGGAUGGUUCUUCGGAGUGUCGGUGCAACGAGUCGUACGAAGGCAGAUAUUGCCAGUAUGAUGUUGACGAAUGUUUAUUCGGAAGUCACAACUGUUCCCACCUGUGCGUCAACAUUCCGGGAUCGUACGCAUGCGCUUGUCCGGAAGGCAUGCUUCUCAAAGAAGAUGGCGCCACUUGUUUGGAUACCAGUUACUGCACCGACGGUCCGUCCACGUACCUCGAGGGAGAAUCGUGGCAGCGAGGUUGCCAACACUGUGCUUGUAGCAUGGGAGUGGCCACUUGCUCUCCCGUCGUCUGCCCAGCCGUGACCUGUGGCGCUGGCCAAGUCCUAUUCAAGGAGCCGGAUCAAUGCUGUCAGUCCUGCGUCAAAGAGCAACCCAAGUGUAUGGUACUGAAGAACAGCACCCUAGUCACAUUCGACGGGCUUUCGUUCCCCCUUAGCCAGGAAAGCGAGUACAUCAUGUUCCAAGACUGUCACCGCGGUACCUUCUACGGCCACAUCAGCCUCUUCAAACAAAAGGUCGCCGCGCACGUGUCCGUCCAUUGCCUGAGGGCCACGCUGUUCUCCAAUGGAAGUGCGGCGGUCGACGGCCAGCUCGUUCCGCUUCCGCACAGGGGAGAUGUGGCGCUCGAGGAGGCGCACGGUGGCGCGCUCGAGCUGCGCACCCGCCACGGCUUGGUGGUCGCGCUGCACGUGAAUGGCACCGUUGUCGCCUCGUUGCCGCACGGCUUCGACGGCAAGACGUGCGGGCUGUGCGGAAACGCUAAUGGCCAAGUCCGCGACGAUCUGACGACCAAGCACCACAUCAGUGCCAAAACAGCAGAGGAGUUCCUCACAAGUUGGAGGCUUCCUGCAAAAGACCGUGAAGGAAAGAAGAAUAAGUAUGCGGCCUGCAGCGACCUGCCUCACGCGGUGGCCAAGAAUGCGAUACAGACGUGCCGAAUGAUCAGAAACAACAAGAACCUGCAGGCCUGCCUCAAGCGCCUUGAAAACCCGUGGGUGUUCUUCGAGAACUGCGUCGACCAGAUGUGCUCAUGCCGAGGAAACGGUUACUGCUACUGCGAUGCAUUCGCUGCUUUCAAGUUGGCCUGCGAGCAGCGCAACAUAACAUUCAGCCAACUGCCCGGCAAAACUUGCGAGAGUCUGUGUCCGGCAGGAAUGGAGUUCCUGACGUGCGGACCCGUCAACAUUCCAAGAUGCUCGCCCCAAAACGAGAAGCUGGCCAGAGAUUCCUGUAUGCCUGGCUGUUUCUGCCCUCCGUUCAAAGUUCUGCACAAGGGGCAAUGCAUUGAGACAGAGUCGUGUCCAGCAACGCCUUGGCGUAAUUCCCGGAGAACGUAUAGUGCCAAUGAUGCUCCAUAAUUUCGGUUAUAGCAUGCCUGUACAUCACAGCGCCUUCUAUCACACAGGUCUAAUGACAUAGCUCAAUUCGCCUAUUGUGAAAUAAACUAUUUUCAAUUACGAAGCUAUGUAAAACAGCUCGACGUUUCGUUUCUUCCUUUUUGAAAUGCCUCUGAAGCAUUUAAAUAUCCCGAACCUUAUACAAUGAACUUGAUCAUUUUUCCUGUCGCAACAUAUAUUCUAGUCUACUCAGGCCGACGGUAUUGCAGCUGCAGUUGACUAGACUUCCUGGUGAAACUUGGUGGUGGGAAUGUACUUCAAUUUACAGGGUGUCCCUACUGACGUGAACCAGGAUUUAAAAAUAUGCAAAUGCCUCGUAGCCGGACAGACCGAAAGUAAUUUUGUUUACCGUCGCUUAGAGAUACUUAGAUUAUUUUUUGCAUUCCGUCUAAUUCCAUAAUUAGUCUUAAUUAUUCUACUUCCAAAAUAUUAUAAUUAUACGAAAAGUGUCAAUGAGAAAACUGUAAAGCAACAUGAAAAUUUCCCCAUAC